This is a messenger RNA of Durio zibethinus, 3012 nucleotides long. RefSeq lists its product as uncharacterized. The record is from RefSeq and is a predicted model, not a curated record. NCBI's taxonomy places the organism in Eukaryota, Viridiplantae, Streptophyta, Magnoliopsida, Malvales, Malvaceae. Gene Ontology annotation, molecular function: zinc ion binding; nucleic acid binding.
AAUGGGGGAAAGUGGAAGUUUUGGUGAGGUUUCUGUCAGAGACAGGUAAAAGGUGAAGAGCGGGAAUAGAACAAGGAGAAAAGAAAAAGAGGCUGCCGGGAGCAGAAGGCCACCGGCGACGAAAGCGAUGGCAUAUGAGAGAGUGGUGAGAGGGAAGGAGGAGGCUGCUGGAUUUUGUUGAAGUGCUAGUUCGGGAAACAACACCCUCUCGGUGGGAAGAGGAAAACAAAAAUAAAGGAUAAGGAUGAAAGAAGGAGGUAGGCUCGGCUGCUAACCUAACUGAGGCCUACCCUGGUAGACCAAAUCGUCGGGGCUCCCACUAACCCAACACGCUUGAUCAACUACAAAACCCAAAUUUAGCCCAAAAAAUGUUUUUUUCUUUUGUGAGGUAUAAAUCCCAGCCCAGUAUGUUUUUGUCCAUAUAUUUAUUAUGAUCAUUAUGUUAGUGGAUUAGAUUAGUAAAUUUCUUUAAUUUAAUGAAUAAAAUAAUAAACUAUAGAUAAUUAUUUGGAUAAUUUCCAAAGACAUGUUAUUUUUAAGAAAGUUGUCGGUAUUAAAUUUUUAAAAAUUUUCAAUUAAAGAUUAAAUGAUUUUGAUUUAUUAGACUAGAAAAUAACAAUAAUAUAAAAAGAGAAAAGACAAGAACACAACAAUUAAGAGGAAUUGGACCGUAAAAGUCGGUCGGACUAAAGAAAGAGUGUGUUUGUCUGAAUAAGAACCAAAAUGGAAAUGGUGGUAGAAGGUGAAAGACAUGGUGAAGAAGGUCGAAGCCCACCGCCACCAACACCAACAGCAUCUGCUUAUCAUGACAAGCAAGAUGAGAGUAAGAGCCCUGCCAACUACAGCCAAAGUCUGUCGGAAAGAAAGAUGAAAGACAUAUGCCUUAGGUGUCAAAAGCAAGGUCAUUGGGCACGGGAUUGCCCUACCCGGACCCCAACAAAAGCUUCAUCAUCCCAACCCUUCCCUCCAGAGGACAUCCAUCAUUUGCCCCUGCUGCGUUGCCAUUGCGGAGUGGCUUGCACCAUUGGUGUUUCCCGCAGCGAGGCCAAUCCAGGCAGAAGGUAUUAUACUCGUAAUUGCAGCUGCGAUAAUGUCAAGGCAACCCAGGGCAAAAAGUUUUUCCAAUGGUGCGAUAAUGUCAAGGCACUUAUGUGCAAGUGCGGUGCUGGAGCCUGCACCAUCAACAUCCAGAGAGACGACAACGGGAAGGAUAUUAAGUACUAUACUUGCCGUAUUAGAAAGGGACAUGGAUCCUGUGGUUUCUUGCAGUUUGACAGUCCAAAUUCUCAGACCGUUCCAAGGUCUAUGGAGAAAGAUAAACAACCAUCAGUAUUGAGUGCAAAGCAUGGUGUGCCACCAAAUAUUCUGACUCAUGAGAAUGAAUAUCCCUUCCCUAGUUUCUCUGACAGAAACAUAGUUGUUCCUGAACAGGAGAGAUGCAAUCUUGUGAUGGGGAUUAGACAGCAUGUUUCCCUUCUAAUGUCUCCUUCUGAUAUUCAUUUCCGCCAAAUAGAGUUUUGGAAUCAGAUAUCUCUUGCUGGGAAUUCAGCAAAUGAAUGUAAAGUUCCUCACAUUUUCGGUCUCCAUGUCCAUGGUUGGAUGGGUAGGCUUCUUUUUCCUCCUCCUCGGAUCUUAGCAGAUCCUCCUCUUAGGCUUUUUUUUUGCUGUAUAUUCCCUUUGUUUGAUCCAUUAUUAGCUUCUGAAUAUGUGAAUAUAUCAGAUAGGGGAAGUUCAAGUAUAGUGCCCCAUACUUCCUCAGAUGCCAAAGUUGAUGAAGUAUCACAAAAUGCUCUCGGAAAUGAUAUUCAACUGCUGGGUGUUCCUUUGGGAACUUCAAGCCCCAAAAGAUCGUUCACUGCUGUGCAGGAAGAUGUAACAAAUCCAAUCUUGAAGGAAAUUGAAAAGAAGCUUCAGAUACACCUUCCGACACUUUUGGAGUCAAUGGAGCCCCCUGAUCAUGAUACCAUGCUAAAGGCAGCAAAUGGUACUUUUGAUGCUUUGGCUUAUCUGUCAAUUGAAUGUGGACCUUUCGCUGAGCACAUGAUGGAAUUUAUUCAGCGUAAAUCAAGAGUUGCACAAAUGGAUUCAACUGUCCAAGAUAACAGCAAUCUACAAGAGCUAACCAUUCAUAAAAAUAUUGAGAAAUGUCUAGAUGAUGUAUCUGGCAUCCAUGCAGAAGCAUUAGCCACCUUAACAGCCUCUAGUAAUUAUCUUCAGUCAGCCCAUAAAGAGGCUUGUCAUCUUAAGGACAUGCUUUGCCAGAUUGAGAACCAAUUGCAUCGCUGUGUGACAGAGACUUCAAAGCUGGAGACACUUCUUCUAGAUAUUGCCAAGGAUGUGGGGCAGUCAAAGAGAAGCAUGCAGACCGCGUAUCGAGAGCUAACAAAAGCCUUGAAACUUCAGAAGGACUAAGAGCAAUGCAUGGCAAAUACAGCAUUAGAGGAGGUUAGAUCUAAGGAAACGACAGAAGAUAGUAAGGAGCUACUUGAAUGAAGCAUAGUGAUGUCUGGCAAUAAGAAAAGCACAGCAGAAAGCUAGGGCCUCUGUAGAUUAGAGGAAAGAUGUAGAGAUGCAUUUAAUGUAGACUGCUAUUAUAUUUUGCUAGCAGAACUUGUGUGUACAACCGUGUAUGUGGGGAUUGAAGUGGAUCUUUAUGUGAGACUGUAUCUCUGUGUAUUUACGGAUCUACGAAUGUAUUAUGUAUUAUGUAUGUAUGUUGAAUCUUUCCUAGUCUAAACUUUAAAGGGAAGUGAAUCAUUUCAAGGAGCUGAGGUGACUGGUGCUGCAAAUCCCAAAAUCCGUUUUCUCUAAUGAGGGAACGGAAAUUAAAUUCAAUUAUAUUUGAUAUGGCGUUGUUAACUACAUAGCACAUAUAUUCAUUGCCUGAGGAGCUAUUCUGUUGGUUGUGACUUGAUCCUAAUAUAGCUGAAGAAAUAAAAUAACAUAUUAGUGGAGACUCGGAACAAAUAGCAAGAACUAGACUGAUAGAAAAUCUACAAAAAAUGAAAAUUU